Molecule: messenger RNA, 948 nt
Organism: Solanum pennellii
Lineage: Eukaryota; Viridiplantae; Streptophyta; Magnoliopsida; Solanales; Solanaceae
Product: ice nucleation protein-like
Exons: 5
Coding region: 1-948 (315 amino acids)
Source: RefSeq, a predicted model, not a curated record
AUGGCUACUAUAAAUUUGGAAAGAAAAUACCGAGAGGGAAAGAGUGUAAAAAUAAGGAUUGAGCAAAAACAAAACUUGACAAUGAUACAAAGCUUUGAAAUAGUUGGUACUUCUAGCUUUGGAUGUUCAGAGACUUUUGGCUUUGGUAGUUCUGGAAUUUCAGAUUUUGGCAUAGUUGAGACUUUUGGCUUUUUAAGCUCGGGGACUUUUGGCUUUGAUAAUUCUGGGAUUUCUAGCUUUGGCAUAGUUGAUAAUUCUGGCUUUGAAAGUUUUGAGACUUUUGGCUUUGGUAGUUUUGGGAUUUCAGGAUUUGGCGUUGUUGAGACUUUUAGCUUUGGAAGCUCUUUGCUUUUGGCGUUUGGCUUUGGUAGUUCUCGGACAUCAAGCUUUGGCAGUACUUCUGGCUUUGGAAGUUCUGAGACUUUUGGCUUUGGUAGUUCUGAGAUUUCAGGCUUUGGCGUUGUUGAGACUUUUAGCUUUGAAAUCUCUUGGGCUUUUGGCUUUGGUAGUUCUCGGACUUCAAGAUUUUGUAGUACUUCUGGAUUUGGAAGUUCUGGACUUUUGACUUUGGCAAUUCUGGAAUUUCAGCCUCUCAAGAAAAAGGACAUGGUGCAAGGCCUUCCUGAGAUACAUACUGAGGUGGAUACAUGUGAAAGUUGUAUAAUGGGAAAGCAACACAGGAAGUCUUUUCCAAAAGGGGUGUCUAGGAGUGCAAGUGUAUUUUUGGAACUAAUUCAUACCGACAUUUGUGGACCAAUGAAGACUCCAUCUCUUGGAAGUCAAAGCUUUGGAAGCUCAGAGACUUUUGGCUUUGUCAGUUCUGAGAUUUCAGGCUUAGGCAUGGUUUGUACUUCUGACUUCGGAUAUUCUGGGACUUUUGGCUUUGGUGGUUCUGGCAGUUUGGGGAGUUCUGGGAUUCGUGCAGUUGUUCCAGUUAUGCUGCCAUAA